AUGGUUUUUGACAGUAUUGAAGAUGCUUGGAAAUUUUGGGUUGAUUAUGGUGGAAAAGUUGGAUUUGGAGUGAGGAAACAAUAUUCACACAAGAACAAAAAUGGUAUUAUUACUUCUUACAAGUUUGUUUGUUGUAAAGAAGGUUUGCGAAAACCAGAUAAACGAGAUUAUAAGACUAUAAAUCCGAGACCGGAGACUAGGAAAAAUUGUCAAUCAAGGUUAGGCAUAAAGAAUAUGGAUGGAAAAUUUAUGGUUGUUGAUUUUGUGGAGGAGCAUAACCAUAUUUUACAUCUACCAGAAACAACUCAUAUGUUGGCAUCUCAAAGAAAAAUAUCUCAAUUUCAAGGCCAACAAAUUGAUCUAGCAGAUGAUGCUAGACUACAACAAAGAAAAUCAUUUGAUUUAAUGAGUAAGGAAGUGGGAGGUAGAACUAAUUUGGGAUUUACUCGUCUUGAUCAAAAGAAUUAUCUCCGGAAAAAAAGGGAAACGGGUAUGAUACACGGGGAAGUUGGUUAUUUAUUGCAAUACUUUCGAAGAAAGUUGGUAGAAAAUCCAACCUUUUAUCAUGCAUACCAAAUGGAUGUUGAAGAUCAAAUCACUAAUGUGUUUUGGGCAGAUGCAAGUAUGGUGACUGAUUAUGAGUAUUUUGGUGAUGUAAUUUCUCUUGAUUCAACAUAUUGCACAAAUACUUCACAUAGGCCACUUGCCGUGUUCUCAGGAUUUAACCACCAUUGA
Molecule: messenger RNA, 735 nt
Organism: Vicia villosa (hairy vetch)
Lineage: Eukaryota; Viridiplantae; Streptophyta; Magnoliopsida; Fabales; Fabaceae
Product: protein FAR1-RELATED SEQUENCE 5-like
Exons: 1
Coding region: 1-735 (244 amino acids)
Source: RefSeq, a predicted model, not a curated record